AUGGUUCCUUCCCACUGUCAAGAAGGCGGAACUUCUCGAAUCGAUGCCGUUCAAAAAAGAAUCCUCCCCGAUAGCGAGGAUGGAUGGAUCCCGCGCAAGAGGGCCGAAGAACGCAUCGUUUCCCUCACCCGGUAUCCGGACACGACGCCCGCUCAGGACGCGAUGAUGAUAUUCUGCGUGCCGGUGAUGCGACGGAAGAAGACGAAGAUGCUGCUGCGGGAAGAACACCGCACGGAUAUCGACAAGAUAUCAAGACCGGGCGUCGUGCCGGCGCCGGUGGGGAUACAUGGGGUGUAUGGGCGGAUAGGCAUUUUCGACACCAUACCGGAUCGAUCAGGGCCAGGGUGUGGGGAGGAAUAUUGGUAUAGGGAGGAGAAUGAGGGGCUAUUUACUGAGAAGCCGAUCGCGCAUGUAGCUGCGAUUUCGUCGAAUCAGAGCGUUUUGCGAACCGGGAAGCAAAAUGUUUCCGAGCGUACAUGUCAACGAACGACUAUCUUGGAUUCGCUAAAACAUAGAGUGCAUCUUCCACGAAAAUCCAACGAAGCACAUCCAAACACACUACUCAUUCCCCUCAAUCCAGAAACCUACCCCAUAAACCGUCCCAUCAACGAUUCCAGCCCACAUCCUUAA
This is a messenger RNA of Letharia columbiana, 630 nucleotides long. RefSeq lists its product as uncharacterized. The coding region runs from base 1 to 630 and encodes 209 amino acids. NCBI's taxonomy places the organism in Eukaryota, Fungi, Ascomycota, Lecanoromycetes, Lecanorales, Parmeliaceae. The transcript has a single exon. The record is from RefSeq and is a predicted model, not a curated record.